Messenger RNA from Tuber melanosporum (Perigord truffle), 1724 nucleotides. RefSeq lists its product as uncharacterized. NCBI's taxonomy places the organism in Eukaryota, Fungi, Ascomycota, Pezizomycetes, Pezizales, Tuberaceae. The record is from RefSeq and is a predicted model, not a curated record. Gene Ontology annotation, cellular component: cytosol. Gene Ontology annotation, biological process: L-methionine cycle. The transcript is spliced from 10 exons. Gene Ontology annotation, molecular function: adenosylhomocysteinase activity. The coding region runs from base 233 to 1486 and encodes 417 amino acids.
UCUCUCGUCCUUAAAACUCCUGGAUCCCUAGCCUGUGGACUUCUCUCCUCCCUUCCUCCGCCCAUCCCACACUUUCACCGACACAAACCCAACAACAAUUCUUUCCCACCUCUACCAACUCGAAUUAAUCAAACAAACAUGUCAGCCCCCGCUACCAAGUACAAGGUCGCUGAUAUCUCCCUUGCGGCCUUCGGUCGUCGUGAGAUUGAGUUGGCUGAAAAUGUGAGGUUUGAUGCAAACUCGCGCUAAGUAUGCUCAAGAUCAACCUUUGGCCGGUGCCCGCAUUGCUGGAUGUCUUCACAUGACCAUCCAAACUGCCGUACUUAUCGAGACACUCACCUCCCUUGGCGCCGAAGUCACCUGGUCCUCGUGCAAUAUUUUCUCUACUCAAGACCAUGCUGCGGCUGCUAUUGCCGCAACUGGUGUCCCUGUUUUUGCCUGGAAGGGUGAGACCGAAGAGGAAUACAACUGGUGCUUGGAACAACAACUUAUCUCAUUCAAGGAUGGGAAGAGGCUGAACCUCAUCCUCGAUGACGGUGGUGAUCUUACUGCUCUCGUCCACAAGAAAUACCCCGAGAUGCUCAACAACUGCUAUGGGUUGUCUGAGGAAACUACUACCGGUGUUCAUCACCUUUACAAGAUGUUGAAGGAAGGAGCUCUCAAGGUUCCUUCAAUCAACGUCAACGACUCCGUUACCAAGUCCAAGUUCGAUAAUCUUUACGGGUGCCGUGAAUCUCUCCUCGAUGGUAUCAAGCGUGCUACCGAUGUCAUGAUCGCUGGAAAGACUGCCGUUGUUGCUGGUUAUGGUGACGUUGGAAAGGGCUGUGCUGACGCUCUCCGUUCGUUCGGUGCCCGUGUUAUCGUCACCGAGAUUGAUCCUAUCAAUGCUCUCCAGGCUGCUGUUUCCGGGUACCAGGUUACCACCAUGGAGGAGGCCGCUGCUCAGGGUCAGAUCUUUGUUACCACCACCGGUUGCACGGAUAUCCUGACCGCCAAGCACUUUGAGGCCAUGAAGGAUGAUGCCAUUGUUUGCAACAUUGGUCACUUCGAUUGCGAAAUCGAUGUUGCCUGGCUCAAGGCAAAUGCCGUUAAGACUGUAUCUAUCAAACCCCAGGUUGAUCGUUUCCACAUGAAGAGCGGCAGACGUAUUAUCCUGUUGGCUGAGGGCCGUCUUGUCAACUUAGGAUGUGCCACUGGUCACUCUUCCUUUGUCAUGAGUUGCUCUUUCACCAAUCAGACUCUUGCCCAGAUCCUGCUUUACAAGGGCCAGGACACUGCAUUCACCUCCAAGUACCCCGAGUUCGGUAAGGCUGCCGGCAAGCUUGAGGUUGGUGUCUACACCCUCCCCAAGAUUCUUGAUGAGGAAGUCGCUCGUCUUCAUCUGUCUCACUUGAACGUCAAACUUGAGACUUUGACUCCUAAGCAGUCCGAGUAUCUCAGUCUCUCGCCCGAGGGACCAUACAAGUCUGACAUCUACCGCUACUAAACUUUGUAAAAACAAACGUCUUGAGAGUCCAGUUUUGAUGAAAACGUACCUGUCUGUCCUCAACGGCAUUCCUUACGUGUUGGGUUUUCCAAAAUAAAAUUGUGAAAAUUGCUUUUUUUCCCUUCCAUUUUAUGGGUUUCUUCUGUUUAUUAUGGUUCAUGCAAGGGAUGGGGCGUACUUGGUCUUCAACAGUUACCAGUAGGGUGAAAUAAAUAUCACUAGAUUCUUGGUGUAAAAA